Messenger RNA from Durusdinium trenchii, 2412 nucleotides. Lineage: Eukaryota; Dinophyceae; Suessiales; Symbiodiniaceae. The record is from the annotation of a GenBank genome assembly.
AUGAGUGCCGCUGCAAGUCAAGACCAAGGUGGUCUGAAGUUUUUCUCUGGCGAGUCCGAAGACCACAAGGACUACCGUCGGUGGAAAGCAUGGGUCCAGUCGAAGAUGAUGACGCUGGACAAAAUGCCCAAGGAGGCCCGAGGGGCCUAUGCUUUCACUCUCUUGAGUGGCAAGGCUUUGGAGUGUGUAGAACACCUGGAUCCUAGCGCAUUCCAGAAAGAAGGCGGUGAGAAAGUUCUGUUCGAUCUUCUGGAUCAGCGAUUCCCUCAGAAAGAAGUCACCGAUGAGAUGUCGGAGGUGCUGACCGAGAUCUUCAAUCUUCGUGCCGCCGAAGGGGUCAUGAAGCGAGAGGAGAUCGGCAAAGCAAUGCGCAGCUGCUACCCCGAGUUCGUGAUGAAGAAGAAGCAAAUAGCUGGCGUUGCAAUUCUGGGAGAAUCCAUCGUAGGAGAGCCCGUUUCUGAGAUCUCCGACCUCGUCGACGACUUCAACGAUGUUGAACAAUUUCUUGCUGAGUAUCAGCAAGACGAGGCUCUUGAAGAAGAAGUCUAUGAAGAGGCCGAGGUCGCAGAAGCAUUGGCGAUCAGCUGGAAAGAUCGACGGCAAGAGCUGUCGAGGUUGCAGAAAGCUCGCAACUUUUCUUCGAACGCCGCCAAGUCCAAUGAGCUCAGAAGAAGUUUUCGUGUAGAAGUUGAAGAGUUGAAGAAAAAGACACGCUGCCAUCGCUGUGGACAAUUGGGACACUGGUCCAAGGAAUGUCGAAAAGGAAAAGGCAAAGGCAAGCAGUCCUCUUCCUCGAAGGGCUCCUCAGAGACUGGUGCAGCCCUGGUACAACCCGUCCAAGAAGAUGAUGAGCAGUUUGUUGCUAUGGCACAGCAUUUUGCAAGUUGGUCGCCGCUUGACAUCCUGCGUUCCACGAAGCGAGCAACAGAUUCCUCGAUUCCUGAUUGGACCGUGCGCGAAACUCUGCUGGUUUCAAGCCCUGGUUUCGGGGUGACCGAUUCAGGAUGCGGCCGCACUAUUGUCGGCCGUGAGACACUUGCCAAGUUCAAGCAAGUGUGGCAGCAACACGGCAUGUCAUGCCCUGAGCCUGAGCCUGAGAUCAACUACUUCAGGUAUGGCAAUGGUGAAAAAGAGACCUCCACUGAGGUGCUGGCCAUGCCAGUUCGAAUCCCUGGCAAGUCUGGAUCCAUUCGUGCAGCCAUCGUGCAAGGACAAGCCCCAUUGCUGAUCUCGCGCGCAGCUCUUCAGAAACUCAAGGCAACACUGGCCUUCGGACAAGGCACCAUGACCAUAUUUGACGAUGCAGUGCAGGUGCCUCUCCACACCAAUUCCGCUGGACAGUUCAUGAUUCGAGUCUUGCUCGAGGAAACCAAGGGCAAGGAAGUGCAGUUCUCGGAAGUUAUGGCCUCUCAGGAAGCCAACAGUUGCUGUGAUCAUGAGCCUACAAUCGCACCUUCCAUGCCAGAGACCGCCUUAGAUCCUGAAGAACAGGAACACGUCAACACGAUCGAGAGCCUGCCAGUUCAAGUGUGCCGACAGUUGACGGCACAAAUCAAGCAGGCACCAAGUCGAGUCGGCUCCUUUGUGCAGGGGAAGCGUUUCAUGUUGGCUGAGAUUUUCAGCCCUCCUCGUUUCGCUCCGUCCAUCGAAGCAGUAGGCGAUCUCGUGUGCUAUUGGCGACAACAGAAAGUGAUGGGUCAAGGUGUGGUUCAACAAGGUGGACGUUGGUAUGGUACUGCAAUUGUGAUAGGAGGUGAAAGCCAAGCCAUGUCAACUGCCAGUGGAACGGCAGAAUGGCUGCAUACCGAAAUGCCGCUCACUCCCGAUGAAGCAGCACAGCUUCGCUAUCUGAUGGCCAAGGCGUCGUCAGACCAGAUGAUGCCAUCCCUGCCAAUCGAUGCACCAGGUAUUGCUUCCGGAGCUGCUGACCCAGACUCAGGUUUCAGCUUGAUUCCCUUCUCUGGAUCGAUGACUGACGCCUCCAAACGUCGAGAGGAGUUGUCAGCAGCCUCGCCGCAACCGAAGAAGGAACGUGGAUAUGGUCCAUCAGCACAUCCCAAGUUCAAGGCCUCAGGUUCCAUGGAAGGAUCCUAUGCUGCCACCGAAGGAAUUCCACCUCCGAUGCCAGGUUCAGAUUUGAGCUCAAGUAUGCUGCCAACGUUGCCUCCGGAUGUGAUGGACAUGCACCAAUGGGGUUUGAACAUGACUUACCAUGAUUUGGCAUGCUCACCCGAAGACCGAGCCAAGUCAUAUGUAAAGUGGGUAACGGCACGUCAGCGAUCAGCGUCAGGCCUGUUGCUUGAUCUUUCAAAUUAUUUGAGCCGUUUCAUCGCCGAACGUGAUGCAGCAGAAGAUGCCGCUUGGGAGGGACCAAAGAUCCCCGGCACCGAUGUGCCUCGCACCUAUAAGUAG